This is a messenger RNA of Pelecanus crispus (Dalmatian pelican), 990 nucleotides long. The record is from RefSeq and is a predicted model, not a curated record. Lineage: Eukaryota; Metazoa; Chordata; Aves; Pelecaniformes; Pelecanidae.
CUUAGAACUCACAUCUGUCUCCAUCCUUCCCAUACAGGUGAAUCAGCGCAAUGUCCCAGGGAUCGAUAGUGCCUACCUGGCCAUGGACACAGAGGAAGGUGUGGAAGUCGUUUGGAAUGAAGUUCAGUUUUCUGAGCGGAAGAACUUUAAGCUUCAGGAAGAAAAAGUUAAAGCGGUGUUUGACAACUUAAUUCAGCUGGAACAUCUGAACAUUGUGAAGUUUCACAAAUACUGGGCUGAUGUGAAGGAGAAUAAGGCCAGGGUGAUCUUCAUCACUGAAUAUAUGUCUUCAGGGAGCUUGAAACAGUUCCUGAAGAAGACAAAGAAAAACCACAAAACUAUGAAUGAAAAGGCCUGGAAGCGAUGGUGUACCCAGAUCCUCUCUGCUCUCAGCUACCUCCACUCCUGUGAUCCCCCAAUCAUCCACGGUAACCUGACCUGCGACACCAUCUUCAUUCAGCACAACGGACUGAUCAAAAUUGGGUCAGUCUUUCAUAGGAUAUUUGCUAAUGUGGCACCGGACACAAUUAACAACCACGUGAAGACCUGUCGUGAGGAGCAGAAGAACCUGCACUUCUUUGCCCCGGAAUAUGGAGAAGUUGCCAACGUCACCACUGCUGUGGACAUUUACUCCUUCGGGAUGUGUGCACUGGAGAUGGCGGUGCUGGAAAUACAGGGUAAUGGAGAGUCGUCUUACGUGCCCCAGGAGGCCAUCAACAGUGCCAUCCAGCUGCUGGAGGACCCCUUGCAGAGGGAGUUCAUUCAGAAGUGUCUAGAACAGGACCCUGGCAAGCGUCCUACUGCCCGGGAGCUGCUUUUUCAUCAGGCUUUGUUUGAGGUGCCAUCACUAAAGCUACUGGCUGCUCACUGUAUCGUUGGACAUCAGCAUAUGAUUCCUGAAAAUGCUUUAGAAGAAAUGACCAAAAACCUUGACAUGAGUGCAGUGUUGGCAGAGAUUAAUCAUGCGGACAGGGAAGGAGUCAAGAUGAU